AUGAAUAUCAAGAUUGAAAGCGAAGAAUUUCAAGACAUUCAACAGCAACAACAAAGACAACCUCUUUUGGAAGAUGAAUCAAAGGCUACAAAAGAACCGAAAACUCGAACCCAAAAGGCCAUCAGAAAGACAUUCAAAGGCACAUCCCGCUUAUCUAGCCUCCUUCCCUCAGGAUCAGUCCUCAUAUUUGAGAUAUUUUCUCCCACUAUAACAAAUCAAGGCCAAUGUGAAACGUUACAAGCACAACUCUUAGCAAUAUGUUUCAUAACGCUCCUUGGUUUAACAUGUAUUAUCAUGUCUUUCACAGAUAGUGUGAGAGAUGAACGAGGCAAAAUUCGUUAUGGAUUCGCAACGUUUAAAGGUUUAUGGAUUGUUGAUGGUAUUCUAACUCUUAGCCCUGAACAAGGAUCCAAGUAUCGAAUUCGUGUUCUUGAUUUUGUUCAUGCAUUGAUGGGGAUACUAGUAUUUAUGGUCGUUGUUUUGUUGGAUCAAAAUGUUGUCAAGUGUUUGUUUCCAUUACCAUCUGAAGAAACUAACGCAAGACUUGUUAUGUUUCCUAUUGUGGUUGGAGUUGUUUGUGGUUUUCUGUUUGUUUGCUUCCCUAGCACUCGCAAUACAAUUGUAACUCCUCUUACUAAAAGCUAG
This is a messenger RNA of Chenopodium quinoa (quinoa), 645 nucleotides long. RefSeq lists its product as uncharacterized. NCBI's taxonomy places the organism in Eukaryota, Viridiplantae, Streptophyta, Magnoliopsida, Caryophyllales, Amaranthaceae. The transcript has a single exon. The record is from RefSeq and is a predicted model, not a curated record. The coding region runs from base 1 to 645 and encodes 214 amino acids. Gene Ontology annotation, biological process: endomembrane system organization.